This is a messenger RNA of Dentiscutata heterogama, 161 nucleotides long. The record is from the annotation of a GenBank genome assembly. Lineage: Eukaryota; Fungi; Glomeromycota; Glomeromycetes; Diversisporales; Gigasporaceae.
AAAAAAAUCUCCGUGGAUUAUAUUUUGUACCAUUUGGUGAAGUAGGUGAACCUACUACUCAAGCUAAAGACGAAGAACUGGCAAAAAAGUUAUGGGAUUUUUCUGAAAAUUUCGUUAAAGAAAAAUUGGGUGCUAAAAUUUUUAGUAAAAGUUUUGCAUAA